AGCAUUAGAAAUAAGAACAAUGGGUUGUGUAAGCGUUGAAAAGGUGGUUGAUGCUUUGGUUGAUCCACUAAGGCAUUCUUUACAAGAUCAGUAUCAAUAUGUAAGAAAAACUGUUGCAAUCACAGUAUCAAAAUUACAUUUAAAUGGGAGACGCAGAAAUAUUGGCCAAGAGCGUAUUACACCAAGACUACAACAUAUCAAUUCUAGUUUAGUGCUAAUUGCAGUAAAAGUUAUCAUGUAUUUAAUAAAUGACAUGAUUAAAGAAUAUGAUAUUACAAAUAUGUUGACAUCAUUUUCAAGUGAGCCAGAAGUUCAGUAUGUGACACUUUGUAAUAUACUAUUAAUUAUUCAAAUAAGACCAGAUGUAUUAAGAAAUAAUAUUAAGAUACACAACUGA
Molecule: messenger RNA, 397 nt
Organism: Entrophospora candida
Lineage: Eukaryota; Fungi; Glomeromycota; Glomeromycetes; Entrophosporales; Entrophosporaceae
Source: the annotation of a GenBank genome assembly